GGGCGGCAGCACUACGCAUGUACCGGCGGGCGGGCAGCGGGAGGAGCCGCGGCCGCCGGGCGGGCUGCGCUCCUCCCUCCUCCUCCUCCUCUUUCUCCUCCUCCUCCUCCUCCUCCUCCUCGCCGUCCUCUUCUUCCCCUUCCCCAUCUGCCCGCCUCCAGCGCUUUCCCGCCGCCCGCCCUCCGCGCACGGCGGGUCCCGCCUCGCGCCGCUGCCGACACGGCCGCCGCUGCCGCUGCGGGAACAAAGGAGCGACGCGGCGGCGGCGCGGCCGCCAGCUCGGCGCCCCCCGCGCUCUCGACAGCCGCCCGGAGCCGUCCGCGGCGUCUUCUCCGGCACCCGCCUCGGGGUUCGUGGCCCCCGCCGGGAACAGCAUCGAGAUGACUCAGGAGACAAAUCAGACCCCAGGGCCUAUGCUGUGUACUACAGGAUGUGGAUUUUAUGGAAAUCCUAGGACAAAUGGGAUGUGUUCUGUUUGCUACAAAGAACAUCUUCAGCGACAGCAGAAUAGUGGUAGAAUCAGCCCAAUGGGAACAAGCAGUGGUUCAAACAGUCCUACCUCAGACUCUGCAUCUAUACAGAGAGCAGACACUAGCUUAAACAACUGUGAAGGUGCUGCUGGCAGCACAUCUGAAAAAACAAGAAACGUGCCUGUUGCCGCUUUGCCUGUAACACAGCAAAUGACAGAAAUGAGCAUUUCAAGAGAGGAAGAAUUAACACCCAAAACAGAGACUGAGCCAGUUGUUACUCAACCAAGCCCAUCAGUUGCCCAGCCUAGUACUUCAGAGAGUGAAGAGAGAGCUGCUGAACUGCCGAAACCAAAGAAGAACAGAUGUUUCAUGUGCAGGAAGAAGGUUGGCCUUACAGGAUUUGACUGCCGAUGUGGAAACUUAUUUUGUGGACUUCACCGUUAUUCUGACAAGCAUAACUGCCCAUAUGACUACAAAGCAGAAGCUGCAGCAAAAAUCAGAAAAGAAAAUCCAGUUGUCGUGGCUGAAAAAAUUCAGAGAAUAUAAAUUAACCUGCUUGUGAAAAGACUGACUGACUUUUUGUGGGGCUUUUUUUUUUUCAAUACAUCCUAAAAAACAUGAAAGAGCAGGUGCAUGGCCAUUUUCCUUUGUUCUUCAAAAUUUUACUUCUAGUCCUGUCUGUCUAAAUGCUAUUUCAAAAUGUUUGAGAGUUUGUUACAGGCAGAAUUGGAUAGAUACAGCCCUUGAAAAUAUACAUGCCCUUCCCAGAAUAUAGUUGGAUGAUCAGAAAGCUGCACAGGAAUACAUAUGCACAGAGGACAUACUCUAGUUCACUUGUGCCAAACAGAUGUGUGCUGUCUGCAUGUAUGCAGCAGAUCUGCCUUUGAGAUGUGCUUGAGGUAUUUAAUGUUUGGCUAAUGUUACUGGCCUGUUUUGGAGAAGAAUACAUCGAAACGGUGGCAGUCUACUUCUCUCAUUUAAAAUCUCAUUCUACUUUUAGUUUCCACACUCCAUUUUAGUUUUCCAGCAGAAUGUGAGCUGUAUAGGAGGGUCCACCAUCCCAGAAAGAUGAAUGUUGGUGCCAUAUUUAAGUCACUUAACAAUUGCACUGAGAAAAAUGGAAAAAAUCAGAUACAUAGAAGAAGAAAAUUGUUUUGGAAAAGAUUACAUUGACUUUAAAAUCUUGACAAGAUGUUCCCAAAUGAAAUGUCCUGUUAGGAGCUUAUGAACUGGCCUGCAACAGAGUUGUCUGCUUUUCCUUGCAUAGCUAAAAAUGAGUAGCACAGUAUUGUAAGAUUGGUUUGCAGAAUAAGGUUACAUACGUUUCUAGACAUACCACAGCAGCUCUAUCAAGCAACACGGGUCUAAAUAAGUUGCUGAAGUAUUAGAGCAGUUUAUUAUUCAUAUACUACUUCUGUUCUGUGUGUUCCGAGUUCAAAAGAAUAUUAGGAGUUAAUUUUUCUAGUUUUAAAUGUAACAGUUGCACCAUUCUGCAUGGAAAACCAUACCCAACAUGGCUGCUGUAGUGGUAGCUGGAACCACUCUUGGAGGGCUGCUUUAUCAUUUUUAAUUGUACUUGGGUAUAGGACUGUAGUGUUCUUGGGUGUAUUGCAUGGGCUGCAUUAUCUAUGGCAUUGUACAAUAACAACUCUAGAAAAGGCAGUAUUCUUCACUGAUGCUUGUCUGGUAAUAUAUAUCACUUCUGUGUUAUAAUGGAAGGGGGUUUUGUGAUGUACGAAACUUGUGUUUUUAUAUAAACAAAUACAGUUUUAGACUAGUGUUGUGAUAAUGCCUGUUCCCAUCUGUAAAUAGUUACGUAUGUACACAAGGCGCUACUUCUGACCUUCUGAUUUUUAUUGCCAGUGUUCAGUCUUAGUUUUUACUUCACUAUUAAAAGUGUCAGGUUUUUGCUUCUAACUUUUGUUCUUCUGAGUUAUUAGAUAUGCAAACAUGUACAGAUAGUUCUUAUUUAUGUAUUGCACAUAAGCUACCCAGCAUCUAUGCUAUAUUGUAUUAUGUAAAUAAUAAAAAUAAUGUACAGAAGGAAA
This is a messenger RNA of Neopelma chrysocephalum (saffron-crested tyrant-manakin), 2518 nucleotides long. It is a transcript of the gene ZFAND5, whose product is annotated as zinc finger AN1-type containing 5. The transcript is spliced from 6 exons. Lineage: Eukaryota; Metazoa; Chordata; Aves; Passeriformes; Pipridae. Gene Ontology annotation, molecular function: DNA binding; zinc ion binding. The record is from RefSeq and is a predicted model, not a curated record. The coding region runs from base 18 to 1016 and encodes 332 amino acids.